AUGACAACAUACACCCCCCACGACUUCUACGGCGGAGCAAUCAAAGCCCUAAUCCCCCAGAACUGGGUCGACGCAAGUGACGUCCGCGAAAUCCCCUCCCACCAAGAAGUCUUCCUCUCCCGAACAACCCUAAGCUCCCAAAUCACCGAAAUAAACCAACGUGUUACCGACCAUGAGACAGCCACUCUCGAUACUCUGAUCGGCGCACAUCUACAAACUCACCAGCUCGACUCCGACGCAAAAGCAGCACUCUACCAUAUCCACGACGUCUGCGAUGAGGGUGAUAAGCUGGAGAUCGUGACGCCGCCAACACGGGUUUCUUUGGGGAAAUUCUCGGCUGGGAUUGUGGGGUAUCGGGGUGUUGUGAGGGUUACUUCUCCUAAGGGGAGAUCUGCGGCUAGAGCUGGUUCUGGGUCUGGGUCUGGGUCUGGGUCUGGGGUUGGGCUUGGGCUUGGGGGUGCGGUUGCAGGGUCUAGUUCGGAGGGACAACUGACUAGCACUGUGACCUUGUGGUAUUUGGUGGUGAGGUUGGUGGAGCAGGAGACGGAUUUGGUGGUUUUUGUUAAUGUGCCCAGGGAGGAGUUUGAGAAGGCUGGGGAUUUGAGGGGGUUGGAGGCGGAGGAACGGUUGGCUGAGGGAUUGAUUUCGGGGUUGGUGGAUGGGUUGGAGGUUGUUGAUUGGGAUUUGUUUUGUUAG
Messenger RNA from Aspergillus pseudotamarii, 696 nucleotides. RefSeq names its product Ran GTPase-binding protein MOG1 (gene mog1). Gene Ontology annotation, molecular function: guanyl-nucleotide exchange factor activity; small GTPase binding. Gene Ontology annotation, cellular component: nucleus. The transcript is spliced from 2 exons. Gene Ontology annotation, biological process: protein import into nucleus. The record is from RefSeq and is a predicted model, not a curated record. The coding region runs from base 1 to 696 and encodes 231 amino acids. Lineage: Eukaryota; Fungi; Ascomycota; Eurotiomycetes; Eurotiales; Aspergillaceae.